CUGGCAAGCAGGCAGCACGAGCGCGGCAGUAACCAGGAAGUCAGUGUGCUUCGAGGGAGAGGAGGGAGCCAGCGAGGGGAAAGAGGAAGCGCCCGAAGAGAAAGCAAAAGCCGCCCAGGCUGCGCUUCUCUCCCGCUCUCGCUUGAGAGCAUCCUCCUCCUCUUCCUCCUCCUCCUUUUUUUCCUCCUCCUUCUCCUCGCGCUAUUCUCCCGGUUGGCUCCUGCCUUCUCCGCCGGGUGCUGCUGCCGCUGCCAUGGCCCAGGAGAACGGCGAGGACAGCUCCUCCUGGAAGAAACAAGCCGAUGACAUCAACAAGAUCUUCGAGUUCAAGGAGACCUUGGGAACUGGCGCAUUCUCUGAAGUGGUUUUGGCUGAAAACAGGACUACUGGAAAACUAUUUGCAGUCAAAUGCAUCCCAAAGAAAGCACUGAAAGGAAAGGAAAGCAGCAUAGAGAAUGAAAUUGCCGUUCUCAGAAAAAUCAAGCAUGAAAAUAUUGUUGCACUGGAAGACAUCUAUGAGAGUCCAAACCACUUGUAUUUGGUCAUGCAACUAGUAUCUGGAGGUGAGCUGUUUGAUCGCAUUGUGGAGAAAGGAUUUUACACUGAAAAAGAUGCAAGCACUCUGAUACGGCAGGUCUUAGAUGCUGUCUAUUAUCUUCACAGAAUGGGUAUUGUUCACAGAGACCUCAAGCCAGAAAACCUGUUAUACUACAGCCAGGAUGAAGAAUCUAAAAUCAUGAUAAGUGAUUUUGGACUUUCGAAAAUGGAGGGUAAAGGUGAUGUCAUGUCCACAGCUUGUGGCACCCCAGGAUACGUUGCUCCUGAAGUGCUUGCCCAGAAACCCUACAGCAAAGCAGUGGACUGUUGGUCUAUUGGUGUUAUUGCAUAUAUUCUACUCUGUGGGUAUCCUCCAUUCUAUGAUGAAAAUGACUCCAAGCUUUUUGAACAAAUCCUUAAGGCAGAAUAUGAAUUUGACUCCCCUUACUGGGAUGAUAUAUCUGAGUCUGCUAAAGAUUUUAUUCGGAAUUUGAUGGAGAAAGAUCCCAAUAAACGGUAUACCUGUGAGCAGGCAGCCCGACAUCCAUGGAUUGCUGGUGACACGGCCCUCAAUAAAAAUAUCCAUGAAUCCGUCAGUGCUCAGAUUCGCAAGAAUUUUGCAAAAAGCAAAUGGAGACAAGCUUUUAAUGCCACAGCAGUUGUGAGACACAUGAGAAAGUUGCAUCUUGGCAGCAGUUUGGACAGUUCCAAUGUAAGCGUGUCAAGCUCCCUCAGUCUGGCCAGCCCACGAUCUGAUGGACCAGCCAGGAAAGAUUGUAUGUCCCCAUCCACUCUCUGUAGUUUCGCAUCAUCAGCUUCAUCUGGUGUUUCUGCUGUAGGAGAGAGGAGGUCAAGGCAGACCACAGUAACAACUGUGCAUACAGGGACCAAGUGAUCCAGCUGCCUCCCCUCCUCAGGAAGAGGUCAGAGAUGGGGGAAAUUGCUCAGGUGGGCAAGGAGGCAGGCAGGCAAACCUUCUCCCUGGUGAUUUCAUCCUGCAUUGCAAACUCGGCGGAGGACUAGAAGAAAAGAAGGAUUUUUUAAUGGCCAUAUUUUAUACUGCAAUUCUGAAAUGUUGCAUUUAUC
This is a messenger RNA of Varanus komodoensis (Komodo dragon), 1623 nucleotides long. It is a transcript of the gene CAMK1D, whose product is annotated as calcium/calmodulin dependent protein kinase ID. The record is from RefSeq and is a predicted model, not a curated record. The coding region runs from base 254 to 1432 and encodes 392 amino acids. The transcript has 11 exons. Gene Ontology annotation, biological process: peptidyl-serine phosphorylation. Lineage: Eukaryota; Metazoa; Chordata; Lepidosauria; Squamata; Varanidae. Gene Ontology annotation, cellular component: intracellular anatomical structure. Gene Ontology annotation, molecular function: calmodulin binding; ATP binding; calcium/calmodulin-dependent protein kinase activity.